GCAGGCAUAAUUCAAGCCAGGCUAAUGCUGCAUUCAUUACACAGUACAUCUGUGUGUAUGUGCUAUCUACUACCAGCUCGCUAUCUUACCCAUCUCACAGUGGUAGUCAACAUCCAGCCUUGCUCUCCAAUGUCUGUGUAUGUGCUUGCCAUAACUGAUAAAAAUCUCCUUUUUGUGACUGCCUGCAUGAAUACACCACCCGUCUCUUAUUCUGAGCAUAUUUUUACAUAAUCGUCAACUCAAAUCUCAUCAUCUAAUGCUGUAGUAGUGAUAACUUGCCCUAUAUCGCAGAGAGCUGUAUGAUACUCAACAGUUAGCAUCUGGCGAUAGACGUGCAUCGCUUGUUACAUAUCGUCGGCUGGCUAGUCGACACUCCUAGCUACCCGCCACCGUCGUGAUAGUGGCUUUACCUGCAUGCAGACAACAAGUGUCCGCUUAUAUUGGAAUCAAAUUGGAUCAUAUCAAAACACUCGCAGCAGGGUUUUUUUUCAUCCUUUCUGAUGAGAUAGGCCUUGGAUCCAGUACUUACGCGUACAGUGUUACCUGAGAGUAUCAAUUCAAGUAAAGAGGAUAAAGCAGCUACUAGUAUACAGGCCUGUUACAGAGGAUAUCUAGGACGUAAACUUUAUCUACAACUACUUCUAAAUAAAUUCAACAAGGAUGAGGAGCAGAGGAGGAAACACAUGUUAAAGCAAGUCGAGGAAGGAGAAUUAUUGCUUGAAAAUCACAGAUUGGAGGUAGAAUUCGAAGACAACAAGUGUGUCAGGAGAAACAGACUACAGAGAUAUGAGUCAAGGAUAAUCACGAUCCAACGUGCUUGGAGGAACUAUAAACGCAGGAAAGAACAUACAAGGAGAGGCACAUCAAAAGCAACUUCCUCUGGAAGUGAUGAUGAUGAUGACGACAAUGACGAUGAUGAUAUAGACAACGUUCACAAUGAGGAUGUAAAUAAUGGAGACAAUAAUAUAGAUGACAAUGAUGAUGAUGAAUUUUUAUCAAACGACGUAAACGGUAACCAGCUGUCGGGUGAAAGUGAUAUACAUUCUUCACAAAUUGACCAACAGAGGGAGACAAACCAAAGCGUGGAGGGAGAGGGAGAUAAUCAACAUCAGGAUUCAACGUCUUCAGGUGGUGAGAGUCAGGCAGAACCCAUUGGCAUGACAGCAGUGGGAGGAUCCAAGAAAGGGAUCGCCAUGCUGCAUGACCUGGGUAGCAGCGUGGAGCUGGAUGACAAAGCCUGCUACGAGACAUCACCAGAUACACCAAGCCGAAGACGUCAGGGAAUCAACCGCCUAAGUCUCGCGGAGGAGUUAGCAGCUAUGGAGGAAAGAAUUAUGGAGGAUUCGGUAGAUUUUGACUCUCAGAACGAGGAGAGCGACUAUUAUGCAAGCUCUAGUUGUGUGACCUCGCCCGAAGGGGACGGCGGGGAUGGGAACGAACACAUCGGCAAGAGACCAGUGGUGUCCCUGUCCAGGAAUAUAGGAGGGAAACAAACUCCCAGCCCUAGUGAAAUGAGGACUACAGAGGGCUCCCCUCACAUUGAGUCGUUUGACCAGAAUAAAAACACAAACGAUUUCAACGCAAACGCUUCUUCCUUCCUGAUGGAGGAGACAGAACUCAGCGAGGCUCUUGCAAAACUCAAGACUAAGUUAGGUACGGCUUACAUGGACAACGAGACCCCUUCCUCAACCCUUAAUCCCAUUUGUGGGGAGCAAAGCAUAAAUAGAGUAGGGGAAACGACUCCCAGUGAAAGCAAUCCAGUGACACAUUCAAUGACUUCCUCCGUUCUGUGCAGCACCACGACACUGACUCACAGUCCAUCUAGCCAAGUGCACAGUUCCACAGACACAACAAGUGCAACGGUUACGACGAGCGUGACGACUACGACAACAUGCAAUCGAGGCACGAACACACAGACUCUGGUCACGAGCACCGCCACCACUGCACCUUGUUCGAACUCUGACCCCUCCCUCAUUGGGAAGAGGUUGAUAAGGGAAGGUGGGGCGCCCCCUAGAGGUGGGGUAUGUAAGAGUUUAUCUGGCAUAGAGACAGCCUUGCCUGUGUUAGAUUGGGAUUCUCUGGAGAAACACCUUGCUAAAAUGGAAAGGGAAGAAGAACAGCAACAGAGUGCUAAACAGUCCCAGAAGAACUCUCGUCAGGAGAUCCUCCGCAAGCUUGCCAUGGGCGCCGACGAGGAGGCAGAGGGCGACAUUUACGGCAAGGGACGGGAUAAGCUCUCCGCGCGUCUCCAGGGCGGCAUGAACCUCCAGAUAUGCUUCGUCAAUGAGAACCUGGACUCUGAUGAUGAUGAAGGGUCGAAGGUCGUUGCCAUGCCAUCUAGCAGCACUAUUCCUGGUCCUAUCGUAGGCAAUAGGGACAGUCGUUACCUCUUCAGUCGGGAAUGCAGUGCAAGUAGUACCAGCAGUGCAGCUUCACCAAAGGCUCCAUCAGUAACCUUUGAAGAUAUUGAAGAUUUUGAAUCCAAGAAAGCACAACUCCAGGAAGAGGCAAGGAUAGCCUGGGCCAAGGCAGAACCACUGGCUAAACUACAGAUGGAACUAGAGAGGCAACAGAGAAAGACCUCACCUUCAUCAGACUUGUGUCAUUUAUCAGGUCUAGGUGAUCUACCGAUCAGUCUUCUUGGCAAGCGGUUCCAGUAUAAAACCUUGAGUAGAAUGUCCGUCAGCAAACUCCAAAUCAUCCUCAAUGAUCUUCACUCACAAGUUGAAAGACUAAAUGAGGAGCUGGUGCAGUGUCUGCUGGCGAGGGACUCCUACAAGAGGGAACAGGAGUCAAGACUCAUAGACAUAGAGGACCUGAACAGGUGGAUUAGAAUGAACUUACAGCAGAACAACAACAGCACGCUCAUCAGCAAAGAGUCUCUCGGGGACGAUGGCCGUAAACAGCGCCACCAGUACGAGGCUCUUCUACGUCUCCUAGGCAACACGCUGCCCGCAUCGGGCAAGAAGUGCUUCUGCGGGGUGAGCCGUAGCUCGUCCGUGGUGUCCAACCGAUCCGCUUCCAGUCCCGAGCCGGAUUCCAUCGGGGGUAUCAGACCAGCCCCCUUGAGCCCCAUCAGCCCGGGGAGCUGCCGGUCCGAGUCAGCUGUUAACAGCCUUACAGAGAGCCAUGCCUCCAGCCCCGAAAUGACAUGGGUUCGACAGGCCAUUGUACGCUACUGGCAUAAUUGACCACACAUAUAUCUCUCCCUCUUGACCUUUACCACACCCUUGCACCUGUCUACCAUCCCAAUGCACCCCUCUACCAUACCAAUACACCCCUCUACCAUACCAAUGCACCCCUCUACCAUACCAAUACACCCCUCUACCAUACCAAUACACCCUUCUACCACUUGUGAUCUACACCCCUACAACUCCACAAACUCAAGUUGCUGUUUGACUUCAAGGGACUCAAAUCAACAUUGUUUUUUGAGAUCCCAAGGUUUUUGUGAUAUCAUCUGAGAAAUAAAAUGAUUGAAAGUUUCUUCUUUUUUCAACUUUCAAUUUGUGUAAUUUUGAAGUAGUAUUUUCUAAAACUAUGACACAUCUGCAGGUGCUGAUCCAGUCAAAUUAGACAUAAUAGUUUAGAGGGGGCCAAAUAUUGUGCACCACAAGUAAUACUGGCUCUGAAAAAGGUAUUAUGUCCAACCUGGUUGGAUCUGCUACUGGAUGAGUGAAAAGAAGUAACAUUAUUUCCAUAGAUAAAUGCUCUAAUUCACCAGUAUUAAUAGGAUCUUGAUGUAUUAAUGUCAUUGGUAGUAAUAUGCUUGAAAUCAAAUAAGAGGGAGAGAUACAUGUUCUUAUAAUAUAGUUGAAAUAAAUUCUUCAUUCUUUGUCCAUUACAUUUCAAUCAUACAAAUUAACCACAUGCUUUUAAAGAAUACAAUCUCUAUAUUCAUAAGAAAUGCAUAUAUUUGUAUAAAAAAGGUAUUUAUUACAUAAUGUAUAGCAGUAAGAAUACAAAAUGCACAUCUUUUCAAUCAUGGGUUUGAUAAAAUGAUAUUGAUCUAAUCAUCGAGUUUUGAUGUGUUUUGAUGUGAAUUCAAUGCUGCAUGAGAAACUGUCUAUUAUCUAGUGACCACUUGCUUUAUACAUCACUGCUCUUUUGCUAGAAAGUAGUAGACAAACUUUAAAUGUUCAAUCUGCUGUAAGAAACUGGUAACAAUACACUUGACAAGUAUAAAUAAAAGUAACUUUGUCUAAUAGAAGCAACUUCUUUUCGUUUUAUCAGCAUCACACACUCAAAUUAUCAUUUUUACAUCAUUGUUUUGCUUGCUAGAAACUCAUCCAGAAUUUCAUAAAUUGAAUUUGCUGUAGGAAAUGAACUGGUGGUUUUGACCUGGCAAGUUACAAUUAUUCUUUGGGAUGGUUUCAUCAGCAUGAGGCUUUUCAUAAAGUUACACAUAAUUUUAGGAACAACUGAAAUACUGCAAGCUAAAUGAGUUCUAAAUCAUUUUUAAUCAUAUUUAAAGCUUAAAUAUGAUUAAAAUUCUUCUUGAAAUCAUUCUUAAUGCAAGCUGUAUUUUCCACCAUAACUUGAAUAGUCAAUUAUAAGAAAUACAGUAAAAAUUACUUGAAUUGUCAAUAUAUAUAUAUUUUGCAUCACAUUUGGCACUCCAUACUCCAGUCAUUUUUAAGUUAUCUGUAACUUUGUAAAACUCUUUAGGAAAUACCCCCUUGCUUCUAGGAUCCAAGAGGUUGAAAGAAUGAUUAGC
Lytechinus variegatus (green sea urchin) is the source of this 4714-nucleotide messenger RNA. RefSeq lists its product as uncharacterized. The coding region runs from base 684 to 3191 and encodes 835 amino acids. Gene Ontology annotation, cellular component: cell junction; plasma membrane. Gene Ontology annotation, biological process: positive regulation of hippo signaling. The record is from RefSeq and is a predicted model, not a curated record. NCBI's taxonomy places the organism in Eukaryota, Metazoa, Echinodermata, Echinoidea, Temnopleuroida, Toxopneustidae. The transcript has 12 exons. Gene Ontology annotation, molecular function: protein binding.